UGUUUAUAAUUGCUCAAGCACAAAGUCAUUUGGCAGGUCAAUCGAUAGAGAAGUUAUAUAAAUUGAUCCAAGACGCGAGGCGCAUUAUUAUAAUGGAUAAUGACCUAACUGACCUUAAAAUUGAAUGGAUUAAGGCCCUUCGUAAGAAUAUACCUCUCUCUAUUAUCCACAAUACUUACCAACCUCAGAAAGGUAAGACAUUCCACUUGGCUCCUAAUAAAGAAACAGUAUUAGCUGAACUUUGGGAAUGGGCUAAGCAAAUGUCUUUAUUACCUUCUGAGAAUCGGACAAGCGCAUCGCUCAUCUGUCAUCUUAGAAAAGAUGUGCAAGGAAUAGUUCGUUCCCUCAAGACUGUUUUUCCAGAAUUAUGGAUCAAGGAAUAUCACGGCAAAUCUGAUCCAGUGGAAAAGGCUCAUGACUUCAGCAAUGUAGAAGAAUCAUGGAAAGACGUAGACUUAGUUGCCUAUACAAGUACUUUAAAAAUAGGAGUAUCCUGCACUAAUCCUAAGUUUGAGCGAGCAUUCUGUCUUUUUAAUAGCUACAUAGAAACAAAUGCCGGAACGAAUCAGAUGUUAUUCCGCAUGCGAUGUAUUAAGGAUUAUAUAUGCCAUAUCGAGCAAAGAACGUCUAAUGUUCCCAUUAUAGAAGAUGGGUUAUUUCGAUGGUUGUUAAGUGCUAAGCGUGAAUGUCUCCCCCGUGAACUUCAGAAUAGAGGAAUAUUUCCUGACAUAGACUCUAUCAUUCGGAAUAAGGAUGUACCAUCUGUUCGAUUAUGA
This is a messenger RNA of Funneliformis geosporum, 776 nucleotides long. The record is from the annotation of a GenBank genome assembly. Lineage: Eukaryota; Fungi; Glomeromycota; Glomeromycetes; Glomerales; Glomeraceae.